Lasiodiplodia theobromae is the source of this 825-nucleotide messenger RNA. RefSeq lists its product as uncharacterized. Bases 1 to 825 code for a protein of 274 amino acids. The record is from RefSeq and is a predicted model, not a curated record. The transcript has 2 exons. NCBI's taxonomy places the organism in Eukaryota, Fungi, Ascomycota, Dothideomycetes, Botryosphaeriales, Botryosphaeriaceae.
AUGAUGCAUGAUGAUGGGGAUGCCGUUGAAGAAGACGCUGUCGACGUCCUGCUUGAGGACGAAGAAGCGAUUACUACUGAGAUUGAAAACGAUCCAGUAGAGGUACUUGAAAACGAUCCCGUGGAACUUGCUGAGGAAGGCGACGAAGUUUCAGUUCCAGAUAAAGAGAACGUAGAGGUUGCUGAGAUAGAAGGCGAUACGGUCGAGAUACUUGGCGACAGCUCGGUAGAGGAGGUCGAGGAGGUCAACGGUGGUCCCAUUAGGGAUGUCGAACUACUCCAAGAGGAGCCAGUGGAGCUGCCCGACGAACCGGAUGAUUCAGUGGAGGUAGUCGCACCGGAGGAUGAGAUAGAAUCUGUGGAGGAGAUGCUCGAAGAUGAUCCUCUGCUCGUAACAGAGGACGAGGAGGAGCCAGAGAAAGAUAUGGUGGGUGAAGACAAUGAUGAUGGCGAAGUUAAGCUGAAUGAAACAGUGCUUGAGAAACUUGAACCUGAAGAAGAUGGUGUGGCACUAGCUGUUGAGGAAACUGUUGAGCUAUCCGACACAGAUGAGCUUAAGCUAGCAGAGCUGGAAGUACUUGUACUAGUAGACACUGAAGGACUGUUUGUGCUGCUUGAGCUACCAGAAACCGUAAGGCUGCUUGAACUGACAGACGCCGUGACGCUGCUUGAGCUGAUAGACGCCGUGGGGCUGAUUGAGGUACUGGAAACGGUGAGGCUGCUUGAGCUACUCCAGCUUGAUGAUGUUGCACUUCCAGAUGUUACGCUGCUUAAGCUACUCCAGCUGGACGAACUCGUAAUGGAAAUAGAAGAGCUCGAUGAUUGA